Rhizophagus irregularis DAOM 181602=DAOM 197198 is the source of this 2120-nucleotide messenger RNA. RefSeq lists its product as uncharacterized. Lineage: Eukaryota; Fungi; Glomeromycota; Glomeromycetes; Glomerales; Glomeraceae. The record is from RefSeq and is a predicted model, not a curated record.
AUUUUCUCAACCAAAAGGAAUUAAACAUCCGCUUACAGGCAAUGACAGUUACACAACAAAUUUAUUAAAAUUGAAUAAGCGGGCCAUAAAUCAUUACUUAUAAAUUUUCAUGCCAUUUAUUAAAAAUGGCUGCAACAAAUGACAUUCGUAUAGUAGCUGCUAUUGAUUUUGGGUGUACUUAUUCGGGUUUUGCAUGCGCACACAAAGACAGUCCCGAGGAAAUAUAUGUUCAAGAUUAUGAUGGAGGAAAUCUUGAAACGCCUACUGUACUUAAAUAUGAUAAGGAUUUUAACGUAAUAUCAUGGGGAAUUCCAGCAUUGGCAGAACGAACAAUUCGAAGAAAAAGUAAUGCAGCGGAUGACUCAAAAUCAGUGGAAUUAUUUAAAUUACAUUUAGGAAAUAUUGAAGAAAAACCAUACUUACCAGAAGGGUUAGAUUAUAAGAAAGCUAUCACGGAUUAUUUACACGAGAUUGGUAAAAUGAUGAAAAAUUACUUGUCCGAUAAAUAUAAAUAUUUAGACUUUCAUGAUCAAGUUAUUAUUAUUUUGACGAUACCCGCUGAAUUUGAUAAUAAUGCAAUAGCAAUUCUGCGGCAAUGCGCUUUCGAAGCUAAAUUAACGGAUGCAAGAAAUAGUAGAAAUUUAAAAUUUAUUACGGAACCCGAAGCUGCUGCAAUUCAUUGUAUGAAUUCUUUAAGUGGAAAUGGAAUAAAACCAGGAGAUUCAUUCAUGAUCGUUGAUUGUGGUGGUGGAACAGUAGAUUUAACAACACGACAACUUUUAGUUGAUUAUACACUCGGUGAAAUAACAGAGCGUAUGGGAGACUUUUGUGGUUCUAGUUAUGUUGAUAAAGAAUUUAUUAAGUUUCUUGAAAGAAAAGUUGGAAAGUCCACAAUUGAAAAUUUAAAGAACAAUCAUUAUCGUCAAAUGCAAUAUUUAAUCCAAGAGUUCUGUAGAAGAAUUAAAUUACCUUUUACAGGAGAUGAUGAUGCAGAAAUAUCUGAAGUAGAUAUUGAAGAACUUUGUCCAACGUUAAAGCAAUAUUGCAAAGGUAGUGAACUUGAAAUAAUGGAAGAAUUAGAAUGGGUUAUUGAACUCACAUCUGAAGAGGUUAAAAAUAUGUUUGAUCCUAUCAUUGCAAGAAUUAUUCGAUUAAUCCGAGGCCAACUAAAUUUAAACAGUGAUUGUUCUGCAAUUAUAUUGGUCGGUGGCUUCAGUGAAUCAAAAUAUUUACAGAAGAGAAUUAAACAAGAAUUUAAUCAUCAAGUAAAAAGUAUUUCAGUUCCAAUUCAUCCCAUGUUAGCAGUAGUUAAAGGAGCUGUUCAAUUUGGUAUUAAAGAACAUGUGAUCACAAAUCGUAUUUUAAAAUGGACGUAUGGAACUGAUAUUGUUCGUAAGUGGGAACCAGAUGAUCCAUUAUCUAAAAAAUUACCGAAUGGUAUGGUAAAAGUUUUCCAUACAUUAGUCGAGAAAGGAACACUGCUUACGAGCCAAGAUAAAGAUAAAUAUACAACAACUUUCAAACCGUUUUCUCUAUUUCAAAGGAAAGUUUCAUUUAAUAUGUAUAUUACAUCUAAAUCCGACGUUAAAUAUUGCGAUGAAGAAGAUGUAAGAUUACUUAAUAGUUGGGAAAUCGAUAUACCAAUUUUAGAUGAUUUCGACGAUCAGAAGAUUUUAUUCACGUUAAAUUUUAACAAUAUAGAAAUUUUAGCAACAGCCGAAAAUCAAAAAACUAAGGAUAAAUACCAAGUAUUAUUUAAAUAUGAAUAAUGAAAUACUAUUACUUUAUAGUGUAUAUUAUUGUGUAUGCUGUAUGCAUGUUCACGUAUUUGUCGGAGCGAAUAUUUCACCCGUAAUUUAUUAGUCAAAAUCUCUAUAUAUUUAACUAUGUUUUGUUAGUUUGGAUUCCUUUUCGGUACAAGUACAUUCUAUUUUCUUUUGUAUUUAUUUUCUUUUGUAUUUAAUUUCUUAGGAUUAUGGAAAUAAGUUUAAUUUUUGUUUACUUUUUGUCAUGCAUCAUUAUUACCGUUAAAAUUACCUCGAAUUAUUAAAUAUUUUACCUAUUUUUUCUGAAAAAAUCAUGUAUAAUUUUACAUUUUAAUAAAUUUUGUAACAUUAUUA